UGCAAUUGUAAAUUUUAAUAAAUUGAUUAACGGUUUUCCCUGAUGACGUUUCGAGUAAAUUAAGUGUGCGCACCGGGUUACGCGUGGAGAGAAGAUUGAAAAAACAUUUUUUUCCUACGCAGCAGAGGCAUUGAACGCGCGCGUGUGUGUUAUGUGUGUGUGUGUGUGUGUGUUAGUGCCACAUAAAGUUGCAAGAAGCACAGUUAUAUUUCAUGUGCUUGAUUUAUGCAAUAAUAAAAUCGGCAAAUUCAGCUUGUGGAUCAAAAUCCGAAAGGAAAGCAGAAAAAUGUGAAAAAAACCAAUGGGAAUUUUUCAAUGUUGUCAAUACAGCGAGAGCGAGAAGCAGCAGCAGCAGCGCCAUCCGCAGUAGCCGUCUGCGGUAGCAGCGCUGCCAGCGUCAACGUACAAAAAGUCAAAAGCAAAAGAGGAGAAUGAAAUAACAGAAAAAAAGAAAAGAAAAAAAGUUGAGCCAUAGCAAAGCACGAAGAAACGCGAAGCACGGGCUAAAGAAAAAUCGAAAUAAUAAAAAAAACACGCAUACAUAUGCACGUAUAUGUAGCUGUUUGCGUGUAGUGAGAUUCUGUGCCUGUGUGUGUAAGUGAAACGUAUAAAUAAAAUUCAGCCAAAUGCAGAAGCCAACAACAAAAUGGAUAACAAAACUAAACAGUUGGAUUUUAAAUUACUGGUGGAUCAGUCACUAAAUCUACUGGACAGCCUCAAUACGGCAUUGCGGUGCGAUGCUAUACAAUUUUUGCUGCAGACGCUCAAGUGCAAAUAUCCGGACGCCUGCGACCAAGUUGUCAGGAAUCUAUUCAGUCACAUAACCAAUGAUAAUGGCGGAGGGCUGGCCACCCACCACGAGCUAGCGAAGAGCGAACAGCUCCAGCAGCUGCUGCUGUCCACCAAGAAGGAGAAAAAGGAGAAGCAGGAGCCGGACAGCGGUGGCGGUUUCGACGGCGCCGGGGCCGGGGCCGAUGCAGAGAUCAAGCGGGAGCAUCAAGUGGAAGAAGAUGAGGAAGAGGAGGCCGGUUCUACAGAUCUGAACCAGAAUUUCGAGAAAAUCCUUUGCAAAGAGGAGUUUCUGGGCCUCGACGACGAGGAGGAGGAGGAAUUCCUCCAUGAUGCGGACACAGAGAAUUCGUCUUCCCUGCAAUUCAACGCUGGCAACCAUGUGGAUGCACUUGGGCCUGGUGAUCCUUUGGAUCUAAUACAAGGCGGUGGCUCACUCCUGGUCAAACGGAAGUACGAGGCAACUUUUGGAGCCGAGGAAGAUGAGGAGGAUCACCUGGAUGAGGACGCGGCCAGCAGCAGCCCCAAUGGCAACAGCAGCGACAGUAAGCUGGUCAAGCGAAUGCGAACCAACAACAUGCACGUGGCUGUGGCGCUGGGGGUGGGAGUGUCGAGUGUGAGGAGGAAAGAGGAGAGAUCCAGCCUAGGCGAGGGCUACGUCUUCCACGAGGACAGCCAAUAUACGCUGCGAUAUCACCACAGUACCGGGGAGUUCAGUGAGCGGGCUUUUAAGGCUCAGUUCCGUACUCUGUUGCGCCUGGCGCUGAGUCAGCACCACAAGCCCUUCCUCAAACAGUUCUAUGAGAACUUUGUGGAGAAUGGACGGCUGCUGGGCACCACGCCUUCGACGAGAGUGUUGAAGGAGCUCCGCGACCAGCGAUUGGAAGAGUGGCGGAGACAGCGGGAGCGUCGUCAACUGGUCAGCCUACUGAAGCAGAAUGAGAUUCAGCAGCAGGAGAUCCAAAAACAGCAGCAAGAGAUUCAGGCGCAACAGGAGCUGCACGACGAUGAGAAUCGGGAGCAGGAGCAGGAGCCGGAGCGUGAGCAGGAGCAUGAGCAAGAGUUGCCCCCACAGCUGCCUGCCAUCUCUUUUGGCGACUCGGAGCUGGAAUCGGAAACGGAAUCACAGCUGUCGUCGGCAGCUCAAGAGAUUAUGAAGUUUGAAGAGUUCAUUGACGACGGUGUAGGCGCAGGACGUCUUAUCGAUGGUCUGGAAAUGGAGCCGGAGAUAGAUGACAUGCUCGCUGGCGCCGGUAGUGCCCUGUGCAGCGUAAACAGUGCGAGCGGCCACAGUAGCAACAGCAGCAACAGCAGCAGCAGUGGGAGUGGGAAUGGUAAUGGUAAUGGGAAUGGAAUCGAAGUAAGCGGGGUUGUCCUGGAGAACAAUAGUCAUCAUUCGCAUCACCUAAGUAGCAGCAGCAGUGCAAAUCUUGUGAUCAACGGCCUUACGUCAAGCAAUAGCAUCAACAGCAACAACAACAACAACAACAAUAAUAAUAACAAUAAUGGCAAUCUCCACUGCCCGCCAAUAUCCCUCCACGGGCAGGGGCAGGGACAGAGUCUGGGAUCAGUACAGGAGCAAAUAGCACCAGGCAAGCCAUCGCUUCAUCUGCCCAUGACCAUGACCUUGGAGAGCAGAGACCUGAAGGGCAACAGUCAGCAGGGACAUAUCAUCAUGUCGGGUGGAGGAAGCUCUGGGACCCACGCCAAUGAGAUUCAGCAGCUGCAUCAGCAUCCAAAUCACUACAACUCGAGCAAUAAUCCCCUCUCCAUGAUGGGUGGCAUGAUGCAGCAGCAGCACGUAAACAUGCAGCACCAGCAGCAGCAAAUGAUGCAGGGACAGUUACCACAGCAUGGGGUCUCGAUGAUGAACAAUCGUCAGAUGCCUGCACUUGUUGCCUUGUCAAAUCUGGGAGACGAAUCUCCGGUUUCGAGCAAUGUCUGUGGCCAGAUGAACUCCUCGCUAGAGCUAGACGACAAUGAUCUGUCGCCCGACGAGGAUGACGACGAGUUGGACACCAAGCUGGAUGAGCUGGAUGCGGCCAAGCAGCAGCUGAUCGAUGGCGGCAGCAGCAGCAGUACCUCUCUGCAAGCGCCACCUUCUCAGCAUGGCAGCGGAAGUGGCGGCAGUGGGGGACACACGCCCGGUAGCAAAAAGGAUAAGCCUAUCUACAAUUGCCUCUUGUGCCCGAAGUCCUAUCGCAAGCGAAAAUCUCUGCUGGAUCACUACAAAAUGCAUCCAGGCUUCUGUCACGAUUGCGGCCAACCCAAUGGCAACACGUUAGAGGAAAUAAUCCAUCACAAUCGGACGAUGCACGUAAAGGAGUUUCCGUUCGUGUGCGAGAUCUGCGGCGAGUCUUACUCGCGACAGCAGCAGUUUCACGCCCAUGUCGAUUCGCACAGCAAGAAGGAUUUCAAAACCUUUCCGUGCGGCGAGUGCGGGCUAAAGUUUCCGCAGAAGAAGCUGCAGCAGCAUUUCGAGGAGACUGGCCACAAGGCGGACGGGGCCAUUUGCGAGGUUUGCGGCGAGGAGUUUACAUCAAAGAAUGCCCUCUACCAGCACAUAAUACGCGUGCAUAAGCGAGACAACUUCUUCGAGUGCCACAUUUGCCAUAAUCGCUUCACGUUGAAGGCCAACCUGGAGCGGCACGUGCAGCUGCACACCGAGGUGAAACGCACUUAUGUGUGCGACAUGUGCGGCUCAUCCUACUACACAUAUCCCGCACUCAGGGAGCACUACAGCAACGCGCAUGUGGAUGUGUCCGAGUGCAAGUGUACGCUGUGUGGUAAGCGCUUCGGGUCGGCCAAGUCGCUGCAAAGGCAUCUGCCCUCUCACUCGGAGGAGCGACCGCAUUGCUGUAACUACUGCGAUCAGACCUUCAAAUGGAAGACGCAUUUGGUGCGGCACAAGCAGACAAUGCAUGGAAAUCAAACGCCGCCGCCUAAGAAGGGAAAACAGCGCUUCCCCAAAGCUAACGAAGAAGCUGAAAUGGCUGCUCUGCCGGAUAUGCCAGGUCCGCCGCCUGUGAAAGCCAGCAAAAAGUCAACGGCCGGAAAGGCAAAGUCACAGGGAGCAGCAGGCGCAGCAGGGGCUUCCUUACAGCAACAGCAGAAGGGAGCUGCAGCAACGCCCACGCCACCACCCCCAGUCUCAACGACCCCAGGAUGUCUGCAGCAGGAUCAAUUCAAUGCGGCGAUGGUCAGCAGCAACAGCUCGCAGUCCUCGACGGCCUCUACGUCCCAGCACUCGGUUUCUACGAGUGAAUCUCAGCAGAAUUCCAUCUACAAUCAGAGCUUUAAUGCUGAGAAACUGCCGCCAAGCCAACAAGCACCGCCGCCGCAACAGCAGCAGCCACAACCACCACCACCACCAAAUGCUUUACAUCAGCAACUUCCAACGCCACCUCCAACACAACAACAACAGCAGCAGCAGCAACAGCUGCGUGCCAGCCCGGCUGAUCUGCACCUGCAGCGAAUGAAUAGCUUCGGGCAGGAGGGGCAGUUCCACUUUGAGGCUGGCCAAGCGGCCGGAAGCUAUCAGCAGCACCAGCUGAUCAGUCAAUAUCAGCAGCAACAGCAGCAGCACCUGAGGAGUCACACACCUCAGAGUCCUCAUCCUGCACAUCCUCCACAUUCGUCGCAGAUCCAGCAGCAGCAGCAACCGCAGCACUUUAAUUCCCCUCACCAUAUGCCGCCAAUGCACCACCAGCACCAGCUGAUGAUGCAGCAGCAACACCGUCAUAGCCAGCGCUCGCCAUUGCACCACCAUCCCUCAACGCAGCAGCUGCAACAGCAGCACCAGCAGCCGUCGCAUUCCCCGCAGCAUGCGAGACUGCAGUCGCCGCAACCUCCGCCAGUACAACAACAACAACAACAGCAGCAGCAGCAGCAACAAUUCCUGCAACAACAGACCGCAGACUCUUGGGGCAACAUGAACUUUGGUAAUCCGCCUAACAACCAGCAGGAGUUGAAGGAUAACAAAUUCUAUAUUGUAGACUCGGCCGAGUUUCUAGGGCUUCCAAUGAAUGUGCCGCCAGCCCAACAGCAGCCGUCACAAAAUGUGAGCAAACCGCAGCAGCAGCAGCAGCAGCCGCCGCCACAACCACAACAGCAGCCCCAACAAGAUCCAGCUCUAGCUAGUGAUAUGAUGAGCUUCCAGCAUAUGUGGCCAGCGCCAGGUUUCAGUCAGAGCCCUCAGCAGCAGCAGCAGCCCCAACAGCAACAACCGCAGGGACAGUCCAAUCCGGGAGAUCCCCACAAUUACAACAACAUCGGCAGCAUACUCACGAAUCUCAUUGACAAUCCCGCGACAAUGGAGUACAACUUCGACUUGAUCCAGCAUCAGCAGCAGCCGACGGCCCAGCAGCAGCAACAGCAGCAAGCAGCGCAACAGCAACAUCACAGUGCAGGAGGCUAUCCGGGAGCCUUGAUGAGAAGUGGCGCCGUGUAUGGGGGAGCCUAUGAGCAGCACAUGAGCGACCAGUUGGUCAGUGAGCAGCAAAAACAAAACAGCUUUCCGCCCUAUCAUUUGCAUGGCCAGCAGGCACAACAGCCGCCGUUGCACCCCCACUUACUGCCCCUGGCGGCAACGCAUGGCAACGUUUACGAGCGAACAGGAGUCGGGGUGGGCGUAGGCUACUCUAUGCUAGGUGACGAGUCAAAGGCCGUCCUGCCUCCGAUGAUGGGCGGAAUGAUGCAGCAAAUGCCCCCUCACGGACAGCAGCCAGAUCUAAUCUACUAUCCAGUGAAAAAUGAUUGACAGGCGAAGCAUUCCCAUCCGCAUCAGCAGCAAGCUCCAGCUCCAGAUCCAGACCCAGCUCUAGCUCAGGAACAGCAGCAGCAGCAGCCGAGCAAUCACCAUCAUCAUCGCUGGUGGACGGAGGAACCAGCCAAGAGAGGCGAUGUGUUUCAUUGAGGAAACCAAGAGACAUUAGAAAACAGGACAGGACACGAAAGCGGAACAAGUUCGCUUAGAUAGUAGGUGAAUGUGAAAUUAUGGACGCGAAUACUUGCGAUGCGAUUGAGAGAGAGUUGUAGAUAAGGGUAAUCCACAUGAUUUUUGGAAUCUAGAGCAAUACAAUACAGAUUAGAGCGACAAGUGCUCAGAAUUCUAAUCCGACCGGCGCUAUGAUACGUGUAUAAAUGUAAUCAUUUACAAGUACAUAAACAAACAAAAGUAAGAGUAUAUUUACGGAUAUACAUAUAUAUAUAUAUAGUAUAUCUACAGACAUAUAAAUAGUAGAACGUAAGCGAAAGAAACGCGAAAAAUUGAAUAAAAAAAGCUAUAAAUAAUAA
This is a messenger RNA of Drosophila persimilis, 6084 nucleotides long. RefSeq lists its product as uncharacterized. Bases 647 to 5548 code for a protein of 1633 amino acids. The transcript has 7 exons. Gene Ontology annotation, molecular function: RNA polymerase II cis-regulatory region sequence-specific DNA binding; DNA-binding transcription factor activity, RNA polymerase II-specific. The record is from RefSeq and is a predicted model, not a curated record. Lineage: Eukaryota; Metazoa; Arthropoda; Insecta; Diptera; Drosophilidae. Gene Ontology annotation, biological process: regulation of transcription by RNA polymerase II.